Balearica regulorum gibbericeps (East African grey crowned-crane) is the source of this 1178-nucleotide messenger RNA. The record is from RefSeq and is a predicted model, not a curated record. NCBI's taxonomy places the organism in Eukaryota, Metazoa, Chordata, Aves, Gruiformes, Gruidae.
GAGUGGGCUUCUUACAAACUUGGAAUAUUCAUUUGUUUGAAUUGCUCUGGAAUCCAUCGCAAUCUUCCUCAAAUCAGCAGGGUCAAAUCCCUUCGGCUUGACUUCUGGGAGAACGAUCUUUUAGAGUUUAUGAAGAAGCAUGGGAAUCUCUGUGCCAAAGCUAAAUAUGAGGCUAAAGUCCCUGCCUACUAUUACAUCCCUCAGUCCUGUGAUUGCAUGGUUUUAAGAGAGCAAUGGAUUAGAGCUAAAUAUGAGCGUGAGGAAUUUGUUGCCACCCGAGUCUGCCAAGAUCCUUGUUCUGCAGGUAGCCGUGAAGGAUUUCUCUGGAAGCGUGGGCGGGAAAGCAGACAGUUCCAGAAGAGGCGAUUUCUCCUAUCAGCAAGGGAAGGGGUGAUGAAGUACUACACCAAAGAAUCCAGAGGUCCGAAAGCCAUUAUCAGCAUUGAGAAUCUGAAUGCAAUGUUCCAGACAGAGAAAAUCCAACAUGCUCAUGGGCUGCAGAUCACAUACAACACAGAUGGUCAAACAAGGAACCUUUUUGUCUAUCACGAAAGCGGAAAGGAGAUUGUUGAAUGGUUCAAUGCCAUUCGGGCAGCACGUUACCAUUAUCUCAGAACAACCUUCCCAACUGUCCCAGAGCCUGAGCUCAUACCCAGGAUCACAAGAAAUUAUGUCAAAGAAGGAUAUAUGGAGAAAACAGGACCAAAACAGAAGGAGGCCUUUAAGGAGCGCUGGUUCUGCCUGGAUUCUCAAGAAAGGAACCUGAUGUAUUUUAAAAAACCGCUGGAUGCGUUUGCACAAGGCCAGGUUUUUAUUGGAAGGAUGGAUGAAGGAUAUGAAGUACGAGCUGGCUUGCCCCAGGGAGUCCAUGUGAAGAAGGGGAAACCAGCGAUCACUGUGGUCACACCAAUGAGAGAGUUUGUGUUUAUAUGUGAGAACGAUAGGGAGCAGAGGGAGUGGAUAGACGCCAUAAACAGAGUCAUUGCCAAGCCUUUGACUGGUGAAGAUUAGCACUGAGUUCUGAUGAACUGUACUUCUUGGGCUCUGUUCAGCGCUGCUCUGUGGCCUCUUUCUGUUGGCAAGGAUGGCACUUGAGGCCCUGCAGUGACUCUACUACAAAGGGCUUCUUCCUUCAACAGCCACGGGCACAGGAAGGGUGCCAACAGAGAAAUAAGAGG